This is a messenger RNA of Athene cunicularia (burrowing owl), 2069 nucleotides long. It is a transcript of the gene TCTE1, whose product is annotated as t-complex-associated-testis-expressed 1. The transcript is spliced from 5 exons. Gene Ontology annotation, cellular component: sperm flagellum. Lineage: Eukaryota; Metazoa; Chordata; Aves; Strigiformes; Strigidae. Bases 146 to 1522 code for a protein of 458 amino acids. The record is from RefSeq and is a predicted model, not a curated record. Gene Ontology annotation, molecular function: protein binding. Gene Ontology annotation, biological process: flagellated sperm motility.
CGCGGACCUCGCGUCGCGUCGGAGGACACCCACCCCCCCCCACACCUCCUCUCGGCAGCUUGCAGGCAGCCCAUCUGGAAAAUGUGGUGGUGACUCUCAAGAAAUUUUCCUCCUGCUUCUGAAGGAGAAGUGGGUCCUGAGCAGGAUGCAGCAGCCAGUGGCUGGUGACAGGAGCACAGCCGUUCCCUCACUGUAUCCAGCCCAGGCCAGACUCGCUGCCGACUUGUACUCCACACACCGCAUCAUUGAGGAUCCUGAGUGGUCCCUCACCACUGUCCCUCGCCUCACUGAGCUCUGCCUCCAGCAUAUCGUUCACAAUUUCGAGAAGAACCCUAUUGUGGACCGUCUACUGCCCGAGCACCAAAGGAAAGUGUUGGACAGGCUUUCCACUGGUCUUCCACUUGCUGUGACUGCCAACCUAAUAAGCGAUGAGGACUACUGGAGGAGGUGCUGCACUGAGCGCUGGCAAGUGUGUGACAUCUCCAACUAUGGAGACAGCUGGAAACGGAUGUUCUUUGAACGUCACCUGGAGAACAUCCUGAAAUGUUUCAUCCCUAACACCACAGACCCCAACCAGGUCCUAGAGCUCAUCCCAUUCUGCAAAGACUAUGUGCAAAAACUGGAGGUUGAUCAGUUUCUGCCACCACUGCAGAUGGAUCAAAAGGAGGAAAGGGAUGACCUCUCUGAUACAGGGAGUGAUUUUGAAUUCAACAAGGUCUCCAUACAUCACUAUGACCUGGGAGUCCUCAUUACAGCUCUCCCUCACCUUGAAGAGCUUCAUCUCACUUAUGGUGUGAAGGACUGCGGCAUGAACUUUGAGUGGAACCUCUUUAACUUCACCCACCAGGACUGCUACAAUCUGGCUGUCGCCGUGAAGAUGUGCCACAACUUGAAAGUUUUCAAGCUGACACGAAGCAAAGUGGAUGAUGACAAGACCAGGCUGCUGGUCCAUAAUUUGCUGGAUCACCCCUGCUUGGUAGAGCUGAACUUGUCCCACAAUCUCAUCAGGGACAAGGGAGCACAAGCUGUUGGCAAGUUGAUCAACCACAGCAGGUUAGAAACCCUCAAUCUGUGUAACAACCAGAUCAGUCACCUGGGGGCUCAGGCUCUUGCUCAAGCCCUGGCUGAGAAUUCCACCCUGACCUCCCUGAAUCUGCGCCUCAACCACGUGGAGGACAAAGGUGGGGAGGCAGUCGGCCAUGCCCUGCUGACCAACAGCACCCUGAAGUCCAUCCAUCUGGGAAGUAAUAGCCUGUCAGAGCCAACUGCUGCGCUUUUCUCCCAGGUCCUGGCUCAGAACACCACCCUGACAAGCAUCAACUUCUCAUGCAACCACCUGGGACUGGACGGUGGAAAGCAGCUGCUUGAAGGGCUGACAGAUAACAAGUCUUUGACUGAGUUUGACCUCCGCCUGGCAGAGGUGGGUGAGGAGACCGAGUACCUCAUUCACCAAAUUGUGUGGGCCAACCAGGAAGCAGCGAGGCUGGAGUCUCCGCAGCACCCCCCUGCCAAACCUCUCUGAAGAAAACACUUCAGAAAGCAACGAGCUUCACCGUGCAGUGUUGGAGAUACUUCACUUCAUAGGCUUAUUUUUAUUCGUAUUUCUGAGAAACAUUCAACUUGUGGCUGUCACCACAGCUUUUCCCAGACCCCCAUCAUCCAACCUGUGACUUAAUAUGAGACAUUAGACCUCAUGGGACUGUAGUGGCAUCACAGAAGCAAUCUGCCUCUUAAGCCCUCUUUCCCACUGCCCCCAAGACUAAAUCCCACCUCCUGUGGUGUUUUUUUACACGCUCCAGCAGCAAGCUUAGUUCAGGCAGCUGGAUGUUGUUCCACCUGUAAAGCAGCAAAGGUGAAGUAUCCACUAUCUAAAUGGUCUGGCCCAGACCUAACCUUCAGGGCCAGCAGCUCUUUUAGACUUUUUGCUGAGGAGGACGUGAGAUGCAUAGAGAAUAGAGGGAAUGUUGUUUCUAGUUCCUCAGCGGCUUUUUCUGGCUGUUGCUCUGCUCAAGGUUUUAUUCAUUUUUACAGCAAAAUCUGUCUGGAGUAUCACAUAUGGGUGGUGAAAA